This is a messenger RNA of Petromyzon marinus (sea lamprey), 2226 nucleotides long. It is a transcript of the gene ACADM, whose product is annotated as acyl-CoA dehydrogenase medium chain. Gene Ontology annotation, cellular component: mitochondrion; cytoplasm. Gene Ontology annotation, molecular function: flavin adenine dinucleotide binding; medium-chain fatty acyl-CoA dehydrogenase activity. The record is from RefSeq and is a predicted model, not a curated record. NCBI's taxonomy places the organism in Eukaryota, Metazoa, Chordata, Hyperoartia, Petromyzontiformes, Petromyzontidae. Gene Ontology annotation, biological process: fatty acid beta-oxidation; medium-chain fatty acid catabolic process.
CUGGGGGGGGAGGGGCGGUAUAAAUACUUGGGGGUGGGGCUUUGUCGUAACGCAGAGACGCUCGAAGGCAAGAUGGCAGCUGCGUGUGUGACUGCUCGAAUCGCCAAGACGGUGAGGAAUGGCCUGCAGUGUGGCCUCCAGGUGCGGCCCUACUCUUCGGCCCAUGCGCCUUCCACGGCCUCUUCAGCACUGGCCUCCGGCUUCAACUUUGAACUUACGGAUCAACAGAAGGAGUUCCAGUUAAUGGCUCGGAAAUUUGCGGCUGAAGAGAUUAUUCCAGUUGCAGCAAAUUUAGACCGUACAGGAGAGUACCCAGUUUCCAUCAUCAAGAAGGCUUGGGAGCUUGGACUGAUGAACACUCAUAUCCCUGAGCAUUGUGGAGGGCCAGAGUUGGGGAUUUUCGAUGCCUGCGUCGUCACAGAGGAGUUGGCGUUCGGCUGCACGGGCGUGCAGACGGCCAUCGAGGCCAACUCGCUCGGGCAAAUGCCGGUGAUUUUGGCAGGAAAUCCAGCUCAACAGAAGAAGUACUUGGGCAGAAUGACAGAAGAGCCUCUCAUGUGUGCCUAUGCAGUGACCGAGCCCGGAGCCGGCUCCGACGUGGCUGGAAUUAAGACUCGUGCUGUGAAGAAGGGAGACACUUACGUCAUCAAUGGUCAAAAGAUGUGGAUCACCAAUGGUGGCAAGGCAAACUGGUACUUUGUUCUCACGCGCACCGAGACAGACCCCAAGGUUCCAGCCAGUAAGGCCUUCACGGGGUUCAUUGUGGAUGCUGACACGCCAGGAGUCGUGCCAGGAAGAAAGGAGAUGAACAUGGGCCAGCGCUGCUCUGACACCCGAGGGAUCACGUUCGAGGACGUUGUCGUCCCCAAAGAGAACGUUCUGAUCGGAGAGGGAGCCGGCUUCAAGAUCGCCAUGGGAGCUUUCGACAAGACGCGCCCCCCUGUGGCCGCCGGUGCCGUCGGGCUGGCUCGCAGAGCCCUGGAAGAGGCGACGAAGUACGCACUGGAACGCCGGACGUUCGGAAAACUCAUCGCCGAGCACCAGGCCGUGUCCUUCCUCCUGGCGGAGAUGGCCAUGAAGGUGGAGCUCGCUCGCCUGGCCACGCAGCGCUCCGCCUGGGAGGUGGACCACGGCUUCCGCAACACCUACCUGGCCUCCAUCGCCAAAGCCUACGCCGGCGACAUCGCCAACCAGGUGGCGUCUGAUGCGGUGCAAAUCUUUGGUGGAAAUGGCUUCAACAGCGAGUACCCCGUGGAGAAGCUGAUGCGUGAUGCUAAGAUCUACCAGAUUUACGAAGGCACGGCUCAAAUUCAGCGCCUGAUCAUCGCGCGUGAACACCUGGCCAAGUACAAGGUCUAGAGGAGCUCUGGACGGCUUCGUGCACGGCUUCCAGUGGCGUGGAGAUGAUGACCACCGUUCCAAAACCGUCCCCACCACCGUUUCAGACGCAAUCCGCAAACAAGCGCAAUAUUAUUCAUCUUUUGCUUGCCUCGGAACACCGCGUAAUGUAUAGUUUUCUUUUCUGGGAGGGCCCUGUCUGAAAUGUUUGGUUGUUUCCUCCUUAAAUACGUGCUUCCUGUAAUUAGAUGCACUUGCUUAAGUGGAUGUACGGGUGAAUUGGUCCAAGGUAAAUCAAGGCUUUAGAUGUGUUGCUUUUGAGUUCGCCAUUCUGCAAACAUGUUACUUUCACGCUUGCUGGAAUGUAUUUUUUUAGAUUGUUUUUACAGUAGUGUACUCGUCAUACAUAUCCGAGUAAAAAUGUUAAAUAUGCGACACAUCCUCUGGCUUUCGGGGACAACUAUCGUGAUUUCUUCACUCGGACCAGCAGGUUAUAUUUCAUUUCAUCAGGUUAUGAACAAAACAUUUCUGUCCACCGAUUCACGUGCGUGUGUGUGUAGAACCUCAACAAGUGCUUCCAUACCUUGGUUAGUGCCUUGAAGGCUGGGCACCAGGUGUGGGCAAUUGUCACCUGCUUGGCGCGAUGGCCAGGUAGCAGGUCGCUCUACGCACACCUGGCUGAGCGAUACUACGGAGUGCCUUCCUUGCCAACUGUCAUUUCUUCGAACAAAAGGAAUGCAAUGCCAAAUUGCUGCCCGAGGCCUUGUACAAUGCGGACUGUGUAGUCUCUUGAUUUUAAACGACUUGGUUUUUCAUGUUCAAUCACCCCGUUGAUACCGUUUGUAAUGGGCAUCAAUGUUGGAAUAAACACAUGGGAACAUUUCCAAA